CAUCAUUCACUCAAAAAUCACACAAGUUCUCUCAGUCUCAUUCGCACCCAACAACUCUAUAUUUCUCCUCUAACUCGAAAUCUUCAUGACUUCAUCUUUCUUUUCUCAUAUUCAAUCUCUGUCUUGUGUAGUAGUAAUUCCUACAAGUGAUCUCUAUGAUAUUAAUUAGUUCACUUUAUUAACUUUUCUUAUAUUUCCCAUGCUAUUUUCUGACAAGUUUUGACUUUCUCAACACUCAGCUUAUCUCUUCACUCUGCAUUGAAUGACUGAACAUUCAUGACUCAACAUUAAUGACAUGCAAUAUAUGCUAAUAGCAAGUUGGCAACUACUAUGACUCUAUGAGUGACUGAGACUGACACAGUCGCGUUUUCAUUUAUAUAUGCUUUGUUAAGCAAUGCCAUUGCCAUGCCAUGCAUGAUGAACCAAUCAACCUGCUUACAUCUUACAAAUUUCUAGAGAAACAUGUACAUGAAUGAUGAAUCACUCACAUGAAUCCUUUUUUCCUAAGCUGAAAAAACUCUCUGCUUUUUCUUCUCACAGUCCAAGAACAACCACCACCUCAUUCCAACAAACCUCAUAAAUUUGCACUUGCCUUCAUAAUUAAUUUGCCUCCUCAUUAACUGCAUCACUUUGCACCAAAACAAAUUCUCAGUUUCAUUCUGUAAUCUGUAGUAACCAAAAAUGGCUGCAACAAUGAGGAUGAAUUCAGCACUUGCUAUGCUGUUCCUGUUGUACUUUUCUUGUUAUGGUUUAGACAAUGAAAGCACUUUGAAAGUCCUUUUGGAGGUUAAAACAUCAUUUCUGGAAGACCCUGAGAAUGUUCUGAGUACUUGGUCAGAGAACAACACUGAUUAUUGUACUUGGAGAGGGGUAUCAUGUGGUGGAGUGAAGAACAAGGUGGUGGUCGGACUCGACCUGUCUGACUCGUCACUCAGUGGAUCAAUAUCACCCUCACUCGGUGGUUUGCAAACUCUGCUCCACCUUGAUCUCUCUUCGAACCUUCUCAAUGGCACCAUUCCUCCUACCCUCUCCAACCUCUCUUCGUUGGAGUCUCUGGUUCUCCACUCCAACCAGCUCAGUGGUCACAUUCCCACCGAGUUAGGCUCACUACUGAGUCUCCGAGUUCUGCUAAUCGGUGACAAUGACCUCACUGGUGUGAUUCCCGCGUCACUUGGUAAUCUGGUUAAUCUCGUUAGGCUUGGUUUAGCUUCAUGCAGCCUCACCGGUUCUAUUCCAUCUCAACUCGGGAAACUCACUGAGUUAGAAGAUUUGAUCCUGCAGUACAAUGAGUUGACUGGUCCGAUUCCAACUGAACUUGGGAGCUGCUCAAGCCUCACCACCUUCACUGCUGCAAAUAAUGGCCUCAAUGGCUCGAUCCCGAGUGAACUUGGUCAGCUCAGGAAACUCCAAACUCUCAACCUUGCCAACAACAGCUUAACAGGGGAGAUUCCGAGUCAACUCGGGAAACUCACUGAACUUCUUUAUCUGAAUUUACAGGGGAACCAGCUUGAGGGUGUUGUUCCAUCAUCACUAGCUCAACUGGGUAAGCUUCAAACUCUUGACUUGUCCAUGAACAUGCUCAGUGGAAGAAUUCCAGUGGAGUUAGGCAACUUAGGCCAGUUACAGUCCCUUGUUCUCUCUUGGAAUCGACUCUCUGGGACUAUUCCAAGGACCAUAUGUUCCAAUGCAACUAGUUUGGAGCAAUUGUUGAUAUCAGAGAAUGGACUAGAGGGUGAAAUCCCAGUUGAGUUGGGUCAAUGCCAUUCACUGAAACAGCUUGACUUGUGCAACAAUUCUCUCAGUGGAACAAUACCACUUGAAGUUUAUGGGUUGAAGAGGCUAACUCAUCUCUUGCUUUGCAACAACAGUUUGGUUGGUUCAAUCUCUCCCUUCAUAGGAAACCUCACAAACUUGGAGGGUCUUGGAUUGUAUUACAACCACUUGCAGGGUCCUCUGCCUAGAGAGAUUGGGAAGCUUGAGAAGCUGCAAAUACUUUAUCUCUAUGACAACAUGUUAUCAGGGAACAUACCUUUGGAGAUUGGCAAUUGUUCAAGUUUGCAGAUGAUUGAUUUCUUUGGGAACAAUUUCACUGGGAAGAUUCCCAACACUAUUGGGAGAUUGAAAGAGUUGAGCUUUCUUCACCUUAGGCAGAAUGAUCUUGUAGGUGAGAUUCCCACUACCCUUGGUAAUUGUCAUAAUCUGACUAUACUGGAUUUGGCAGAUAACUAUCUCUCAGGUGGUAUUCCUGCAACAUUUGGAUCCCUCAGAGCCUUGCAGCAGUUAAUGCUCUACAACAAUUCUCUUGAAGGUAGCCUUCCUCACCAACUUAUUAAUCUAGCAAACUUGACAAGAGUGAAUCUUUCAAAUAACAGUCUCAAUGGUAGUUUGGUUCCAUUGUGUAGCUCUCGGAAGUUUCUUUCUUUUGAUGUCUCAAAUAAUGCAUUUGAAGGUGAAAUCCCCUCUCAACUGGGAAACUCACCCUCACUUGACAGGCUAAGAUUAGGUAAUAACAAGCUUUCUGGUCAAAUCCCAAGGACAUUGGGAAAAAUCACUAAACUGUCAUUGUUAGACCUCUCUAUGAAUUCACUUAUAGGACAAGUACCAGAUGAGCUUUCUUUGUGUAGUUACCUAUUGGUCAUUCAUUUAAAAAACAACCUUCUUGCUGGGCACAUGCCAUCAUGGCUUGGAAAAUUGCCUCUAUUGGUAGAGCUUGAUCUCUCUUUCAAUCAAUUUUCUGGUCCUCUUCCACAAGGCUUAUUCAAACUACCCAAGUUGAUGUUUCUGUCUUUGAGUAACAAUUCUCUUAAUGGAACUCUCUCGGAUGAUAUUGGUGAUCUUGAAUCCCUUGAAAUUCUCAGACUUGAUCAUAAUCAAUUCUUUGGACCAAUCCCUCAUUCAAUAGGUAAGUUGGGGACGAAUAGAGAGCCAGGGACAAAUUUUCGAGAGCUCCAACUAUCCGGGAAUAGCUUUAGUGGUGAGAUACCGCCUGAGAUUGGUAAUCUUAAAGAUCUCCGAACCAUUUUAGACCUGAGUAACAAUAAUCUCUCUGGUCACAUCCCAUCUUCACUUAACUUGCUUUCAAACUUGGAAGCACUUGAUCUUUCGCACAAUCAACUCACUGGAAAAGUUUCUCUAUCACCUAGUGACAGUGAAAUGGGGAGCUUGGUGAAGUUUAAUAUCUCUUACAAUAACCUUGAAGGUGAAUUGGAUAAGCGAUUCUCUCGCUGGCCACGUGGCAUGUUUGAAGGGAACCUUCAUCUUUGUGGAGCCUCUCUUGGGCCCUGCAAUCCCGGCAAUAAGCCAUCAGGCUUAAGUCAGAUAUCAGUGGUCAUAGUUUCUGCCAUUUCUACUUUAUUUGCAAUUGCACUACUAGUACUUGCAGUGACUAUGUUCAAGAAAAACAAGCAAGAUUUUCUUUGGAAAGGCAGUGAAUUCGGUCGUGCUUUCUCCUCCUCCUCUUCAUCACAAGCAAAGAAACAACCACCAUUCCUUCUAAGUGCUGCUGGAAAAAUUGAUUUCAGGUGGGAAGACGUCACAGCUGCCACAAACAAUUUGAGUGAUGACUUCAUAGUUGGUGCGGGAGGUUCUGGGACAGUCUAUAGAGUUGAAUUUCCCACUGGAGAAACUGUGGCUGCCAAGAAGAUUUCAUGGAAAGAUGAGUAUCUGUUACACAAGAGUUUCAUGAGAGAAGUUAAGACAUUGGGGAGGAUCAGGCAUAGACAUCUGGUGAAACUGUUAGGUUGUUGCAGCAAUAGGAACAAAGGAGGAACUGGUUGGAAUCUGCUGAUAUAUGAGUACAUGGAGAAUGGGAGUGUAUGGGAUUGGCUUCAUGGAAAUCCUCUCAGAGCAAAGAAGAAGGGUCUAGAUUGGGACACGAGGUUCAAUAUUGCUCUUGGAUUAGCUCAAGGAGUGGAGUACCUUCAUCAUGAUUGUGUGCCAAAGAUCAUUCAUAGAGACAUCAAAUCCAGCAACAUAUUACUAGAUUCCAGAAUGGAUGCACACUUGGGAGAUUUUGGACUAGCAAAAUCACUCAUUGAGAAUAAUGACUCUAAUACUGAGUCAACUUCUUGCUUUGCAGGGUCUUAUGGUUACAUAGCCCCAGAGUAUGCAUACACACUGAAGGCAACAGAGAAGACUGAUGUGUACAGCAUGGGGAUUGUGCUUAUGGAGCUUGUAAGUGGUAGGAUGCCAACUGAUGCAGGUUUUGGAGCAGGCAUGGACAUGGUGAGGUGGGUAGAGAUGCACAUUGACAUGGAAGGAACUGCGCGUGAGGGAGUGAUAGAUCCUGAGUUGAAACCUCUUUUACCUGGUGAGGAGUUUGCUGCAUUCCAAGUUCUUGAGAUAGCUGUUCAGUGCACAAAAACUGCACCACAAGAGAGGCCUUCAUCAAGGCAAGUGAGUGAUCUUCUUGUGCAUGUGGCUAAGAACAAAAAGGUGAACUUUGAGAAGAUUGAAGAGAAAGGCAGGGAUAUUUGAUGUUAUUUUAGAGUUCUAGCAAGCAACUAAAAUUGGCCAUACAUGCCAUAUGUUUCCACUUGUUUAUCUGGUAUACUCGUGUGUUUGAUUUUGUGUGAUUAAUUGUAGCAUUUCAGUCAGUAUGUUUCA
This is a messenger RNA of Lotus japonicus, 4605 nucleotides long. Its product is annotated as LRR receptor-like serine/threonine-protein kinase GSO1. The record is from RefSeq and is a predicted model, not a curated record. Lineage: Eukaryota; Viridiplantae; Streptophyta; Magnoliopsida; Fabales; Fabaceae. The transcript is spliced from 2 exons. Bases 682 to 4476 code for a protein of 1264 amino acids. Gene Ontology annotation, biological process: protein phosphorylation. Gene Ontology annotation, molecular function: ATP binding; protein kinase activity; receptor serine/threonine kinase binding.